Messenger RNA from Papilio polytes (common Mormon), 1255 nucleotides. RefSeq names its product DNA-directed RNA polymerase III subunit RPC4 (gene RpIIIC53). Lineage: Eukaryota; Metazoa; Arthropoda; Insecta; Lepidoptera; Papilionidae. Gene Ontology annotation, molecular function: DNA binding. The transcript has 9 exons. Bases 131 to 1210 code for a protein of 359 amino acids. The record is from RefSeq and is a predicted model, not a curated record. Gene Ontology annotation, biological process: transcription by RNA polymerase III. Gene Ontology annotation, cellular component: RNA polymerase III complex.
UAUAUUUGACAAGUUAAUGUUUAUUUUUUUGUUGCGGUUUGUUUCUCCAACAGCUGAUAAAGUCAAUCUAACUAACCAAAAAUUACGCAGCAGGUUCCUGAUCCAAUGAAAAUAAUAAAUAGUUGAUAUCAUGUCAAACUCGCAAGACAAACCAUCAAAUGGCUUAGGUUCCGAUCCAUUACAGAGACUGGCUUCUUUCAAACCACCGCGUGAUCUUUCCCUAGGUGGUGUAAAACCAAAUAAAAAGGUGUUUACUCCGAAUUUAAAUGUAACGAGAAGUAGAAACAAGGGAGUUCCCUCAGCAAACAGCCGUGAUCACAGGAAGGAUGACAAAGAUAGGAGAGAUAGAGGAAAUCAUAAAAACAAAAAGAAAGGUCCUUUAAUUAUCAAAUCUGCUGGAGUAUUUUCUGAAGGUUUAGGGGCUGUAGAGAGGAGUCAGUACAGAGGGCCGUCUUACGCCCGUGAUGGAGAAGGAACGCCCACUCUGCAAAGACCCACUAUAAGAGUAAAGGAUGUGAUUAAAAUUGAUAAAGAACUAGAAGAACAGAAGAUCAAGUCAGUGGUCGGAGGUGACUAUGAGCUGGAUAUCGAAGUGGAGGACUUUAAGCAAUCUUUUGAAAUUGACGCUCCAAUCAAACUGCCCAUAGACGAUGGUUGGUUAUACAGUCAACCAAAGCCAACUGUAAAAAUCAAACAAGAAGUGAUUGUGAAGACGGAACCUACGGAAUAUGCUAAUUCACCAAUGCCAGAAGUGGAAGAGAAACCUACCAUCCCAGCAGAACUUGAAGACACAAAUAUCACAAAUUUAUUAAGAAGUGAUAAACCAACGCUUAUUUUAUUACAGUUGCCAACUUCCCUGCCGGGACGGAGUGGGGGAGGGGACGCGAAUGAGGACUCUCGAGGAAAACCCUCUAAAGAAACACAAGAAGAACCACCUAGUGAGGGUGGCGAGGGCUGCGUGCUGUCAGGGCUGCAGGAAGGUCGUGUGGGCAAGCUGCAGAUCCGGCGUUCCGGACGAGUCACCCUCUUGCUAGGAGACACUGUCUUUGAGGUAUGUCCAGGCACAAAGACAGCUUUCCACCAGGAAGCGGUGUCGAUCAGUGUGGAGGAUACAGCCCGGUCCGCAAAGCUUGUCUCACUCGGCUCGCUGCAACACAAACUGACCGUGCUGCCCGACUGGCAGACCAUGUUCAAUGAUAUGGCUGUUUAAUUUGUAUCUAUGUAUUUAAUAUGAAUAAAAUAUUUGUAUUGUUAA